Danio rerio (zebrafish) is the source of this 522-nucleotide messenger RNA. The record is from RefSeq and is a predicted model, not a curated record. NCBI's taxonomy places the organism in Eukaryota, Metazoa, Chordata, Actinopteri, Cypriniformes, Danionidae.
CACUGUCCGGGGAAGCUGACGGUGAUGCCGUCCAGUCGAGGAUGUGCUUCAGACAGAGACUGUUCAGGAGGACAUAAGUGCUGUGUGUUUGACUGUGGAGCUGUGUGUGUCCCACCAGCUUUCACGAAGCCAGGAGUUUGUCCACACAGAAGAUUUGGAGCAGGAAUGUGUGCCGAGUACUGUGUCAAUGACAGCAAUUGUCCCAGCAAUGAGAAAUGCUGCAGCAAUGGAUGUGGACAUGAAUGUACACCUCCAUAUACAGUGAAGCCUGGUCGAUGUGCCUUACCGAGGGGAACCCCAAUGUGUGCUGAAUACUGUUAUCAUGAUGGCCAGUGUCCUGCUAAACAGAAGUGCUGCCCGACCACCUGCGGUCACGCAUGUGAUGACCCCUGCUGAUUUAAACAUCCCCAACAUUGAUUUCACCUCAUAACUCAUACUUGAGUCAUUUUAACCCAGUAUUUCAUUCAGAGGGAACAAUGUCUGUUUAUAACCACCAAAUAAACCUCAUAGUUUUAGUAAACA